GUGGACAUAGUGCACCGUCGUGUCGCUCGUCAGUUAGGGUUAUGUCACGUCGUACGUAAUCGUUAUCAGUCUUUCUAUAAAAAUUGCUAUUUCCUCUGUAAUCUUGUCAUUCUCUAUGGCCAUUUAUUGGAGGAAGAGAGCAAGAACGGAAAGAGUCUAGCCUAACCAGGUCUCUCCGACUUAUCAAGAAUCGAGGCGUUUGUUUGUAUUUUGACACUUAUAUAAUUGAUUCACACAUACUUCAACAAAUUAAUCGAAGAAAUCGAAUAGUGGCAGUGAUGGAAAUGUCUCCGUACAUAAGGUUGCCACUUGAUCGUUGAGAUAUUAUUUAGACAUUGGAUUGGCACUUACGUCACGGCGCACUUUGUACUCUACUGAUUGUAAUUGCAAAAAUUAUUCUUCUGAUUGUCGAACGUAGGAAGUAAAAGACUUUUAAUUUGGUUUCGAGAAAAAAUGUCGCUUUCCAAACCCGCUAAUAUUAUUUAUGAUCUCCUUGGCGCAUAUUUCCAGCGACUCUACUACAGUCCCGUAAAGACAAAAGCGGUAACAAGUUGUGUCAUUGCUGCUCUCGGAAAUAUUGUGGCUCAAAAAUUGUCUGGUGCUAGACGGCUCAAUGAAGACAGCGUAUUGGCAUUCGCCUUGUUCGGUUUGUUUUUUGGAGGACCGGUACCUCAUUACUUUUAUCAAUACGUACAUUUGCUUGUGAAGCAUCCACUGGGAAUACUUCUCAUAGAGAGACUCAUUUAUACACCAUGCUUUCAAGCAUUCGGACUCUACAUGCUUGCUAUCUUUGAGGGCAAGUCUCAUCAAGUAGCGCGUGCUCAAAUGGAAAAAUUAUACCUACCGUUGUUGAUAGCAAAUCUGAAAUAUUUAACGCUGUACCAAUUCAUCAAUAUAAAAUUCGUUCCGCCAAUGUUGAGAGUUUUAGUGUCAAAUAUCAUCGGUUUCGCGUGGGUUAUUUAUCUUGCGAAGAAGAGGGCAAAGGAAGCUUCGAAAGAAAAGUAGACGUAUCAAUUAAAUAUUGUCAUCACAGUUAUUUUUUCUGCGCGAGAGAGGCGUAAAAAAAUAUUCUGCGAAGGUAAAAAAAUAAAUUUAUAAAAAAUUCUAAAUAUAUAUACAAACCUAAGUGAUAUUUUAAUACAUUCCACCUUUGUAACGAAUGUAUGCUUUAAUUGUUACUUUUUUUUGUCUUUAAGAAAAAUGUAUAGAACAUAAACUUUAGUAGAAUUUCUUACA
Messenger RNA from Pseudomyrmex gracilis, 1236 nucleotides. Its product is annotated as PXMP2/4 family protein 3. Lineage: Eukaryota; Metazoa; Arthropoda; Insecta; Hymenoptera; Formicidae. Bases 454 to 1005 code for a protein of 183 amino acids. The record is from RefSeq and is a predicted model, not a curated record. The transcript is spliced from 6 exons. Gene Ontology annotation, cellular component: cytoplasm; membrane.